This is a messenger RNA of Staurois parvus, 402 nucleotides long. Lineage: Eukaryota; Metazoa; Chordata; Amphibia; Anura; Ranidae. The record is from the annotation of a GenBank genome assembly.
AUGUGCCACUUUCAGGUCUCCUCACACUGCUGGUGUGUUCCAUUUUGUCAUAGGGUGCUGGCAGAUUACGGGCCUCCCAUAGCUGCUGCCAGGCCCCUAAUCUGCCAUGGGCCCCUAUACCGCCUCCUCAUGCUGCUGCCAGGUCCAGAGUCUCUCAUGGGUCCCUGUACGGCCUCCCAUUGCUGCUGUCUCCAUCGCCACACUCUGCCAUGUGCCACUUUCAGGUCUCCUCACACUCCUGCUGGUUUCCAUUUUGUCAUAGGUUGCUGUAUGGCCUCCCAUUGCUGCUGCCUCCACCGCCACACUGUGGCUCCAAACACUGGUUUUGGCCCCGUGACUGGCCAAAUGAGUGAAGUGUGCGGUGAUUCUAAGAUCGACGGCACUCAUCUGCAUGUCAUACUG